AUGAAUCUACAGCACAGAAACUUCAUUGGCAUAACAGAGCUUUGGCAUCCUGUGCUAGUUGACUGUCUCGAUUUAAAAAGGAUCAAACAGCUCACCGCUACCACUUACGAAGCAACUUACUCCUGUAACGUGUCGUUGGCUACUACGAGAUCGCCAGUUGUCAUUGCGAAGGUUGCCCGAUUUGAGUGGGAAAUACCUCGUUUAUUGCUGGAGACUCUCAUGUAUAGUAAAUUGGAAAACACAGGUCUUGCCCCAAGAUUCAUUGGCCAUGUCCACGAGCAUGGCCGUGUAAUCGGCUUUAUGCUAGAAAAGCUCCAAGGGCGUGAAGCAAAAAUCCAGGAUCUUUCGUCUUGUCAAGCUGCCCUCCAGCGCCUACAUGACAUUGGCAUCCUCCAUGGGGAUGUCAACAGAUACAACUUCAUUGUUCAAGAUGGGACGGUGCGACUGAUUGAUUUUGAGAAAAGCCAAUUUUGUAAUGGCGAUACUGCAGCUAUGCAAGCCGAGAUGGAUAGUCUAUGUGAUCAGUUAGUGGAGGACACCGGACGCGGUGCAGGUUUCGCUCGGUGA
Aspergillus luchuensis is the source of this 567-nucleotide messenger RNA. RefSeq lists its product as uncharacterized. Bases 1 to 567 code for a protein of 188 amino acids. The record is from RefSeq and is a predicted model, not a curated record. NCBI's taxonomy places the organism in Eukaryota, Fungi, Ascomycota, Eurotiomycetes, Eurotiales, Aspergillaceae. The transcript has a single exon.